ACUUCGACGUCACUCACAAUUUACAACCUAGCGCGUGAAAAGCCAUGUCUAUCCGUACUCUUUACCUGGCUCUUGCCUUGUCCACCUUGGUGCUGUCGCUCACGACGGCCGCCAAUGGCGCCUCUGUCUCUAUGCUGCUCUCCAAGAUGCGCGCCCGGCCGCUGGGCGAUCUGCAGGGCACGUCCAUGACGUCGGCGCUGCUGCAGUUCGUCGCGACCAAGGAGGGUUUCACAGAUGUCACCGUCGGAACCAUUCUGUCUCCCACCAACCAGGCGUGGGGCGCCGCAGUGAGCGGCUACAACAAGACGAUAAGCCCGCCCGGCUCCUCGGACAUCAUUCUUGAGGCGCUUCAGGCCGUCGCUUACAGCGGCGGGUCCCCUGACAGCCUCAACGGCGCGUCUUCCGGCGCGCAGAACGUGCUGAUCCGCCUGAUGAAGCAGCUCUCGGUGAACGUCACCGGCAUCACCGGUGCCAUCAUCAACUCGAACGGCAACACGGUGAAGAGCAUGUUGAACACGACGAUCUACGCGCUGAACCCGCUCAACUACAGCUCGGAGUUCUUCAAGUUCAUGAGCUGCAUGCCCCCCGGCGCAUACGGCUCCAACAACAGGUCCGUGCCCAAGGGCCUUGCGAACGACACGGACGCCAAGUAUGACGGCACGCAGUUCGCGUACGGGCGCAUCAUUCGCACGGAGAAGCUGGUGGCGAACGCCAAGAACCAGACGGUGAACAGCAAGUCCACUGCCGACACGGAUCUCAACGACAUCUCCGUCGUGCUCUUCCCCGGCACCGGCCCGCUCGUUGCCACCGACCCCACCCCGCCCAUCGGCUGGAACAACCCUGACAGCCCGGGUAACCAUCUGUCGCCACUGAAGCCUUUCGCCCUGAUGCUGCUUCUUCUGAUUUCUUAUCUAGUCAUUUAGUUAGUCAGAUGAAUGACCGAGAUGUCAGCCUGGAGUUAUGAAGGGUAGUGGAGCUACCGCCUUAGUUGCAACGUGAAACCAGUAGUUAAUUUCAUCCAGUUUGUACGCGGUGGGAAUAAUCAUAG
Messenger RNA from Closterium sp. NIES-67, 1048 nucleotides. NCBI's taxonomy places the organism in Eukaryota, Viridiplantae, Streptophyta, Zygnematophyceae, Desmidiales, Closteriaceae. The record is from the annotation of a GenBank genome assembly.